Aspergillus pseudonomiae is the source of this 420-nucleotide messenger RNA. RefSeq lists its product as uncharacterized. Lineage: Eukaryota; Fungi; Ascomycota; Eurotiomycetes; Eurotiales; Aspergillaceae. The record is from RefSeq and is a predicted model, not a curated record. The transcript has 3 exons. The coding region runs from base 1 to 420 and encodes 139 amino acids.
AUGUUACAUCUAAAAGCACGCCGAACAGGGUUCUGCUGGUAUCCAACAAUCAAACACCCUCCUCUGGACUUGGACACUAUCAAACUUUGUCUGCUAGAAACCCCACAAGCUCCACAGUAUUUAACUAACCCUUCAUCCAGCACAAUGCAGUUCACAUACACCGCCAUCGCUCUCGCCCUGGUGACCGCCAUCUCAGCCCAGAACAACUUCGUCAUCAUGAGCUGCAACACCAGCCCCAUCCCCUGUCAUGCUGUUGGCAUACCCUGCAGGAAUGAAAAUACCCCCUGGGCCUGUCCUGUCCGUAGUGACCAGGUUGCGACCUUCGAGGCCAGCUGCCGCAAUAUCAAUGCCUUUCCGGAGAUUCGCGGAUCUGGCUUUACCUUGAGUGACGCCAAGCAGACAGCUGGGUGCAAGAUCUGA